AUGCCUGUUUCUCUAUCUGCUCUGGGACUAACGGUCCUCGGACUGGUUGGUGUCGCCACCGCAGCCCCUUCGUGCAACCCCGGGCAGUGGGUAAACCUCACUUCAAUCCCCCAGCCCGCACCGCACAAGGUCAACCACGCCAAUGCGCCUAAGGUGGGCGAAAAAUUGUACUUGCUCGGGGGCCUGAUCGAGGCUCCUCUCUCGCCGGGCGUAACCAUGAAUUGGGUGGCCACUCGGGCCUGCUACGUGUAUGAUCCUGCCGUGGAUGCCUGGCGUGAAAUCGAGCUGAUGCCACGCGGCACCGAGAAGGGCAGCGCGGUGGUUGGGGUGCAUGAGGAGAUGGUCUACCUGGCCGGCGGAAUGACGGUGCUGCAAACAGGCAAGGGUCGGAUGCUAGUGUCGCGGGGCGGCUUGUCCGGCAGUGCUGUAGGAGGCGAGCUUUACGUGUUCGGUGGGGAAGGCAAUGUCGACGCUGCCACCGGAGUGUUCAAUCAGACACAGAAGUAUAAGCCCCAGUCGCAGAAGUGGACCGAGUUGGCGCCCAUGCCCAUUCCACGCCAUGGAAGUCAGGCUGUUGGCCUAGACAGUCGGGUCUAUAUCCCUGGGGGUGGGCUGCAGCAGGAUGGCAAGUCGGUUUCAAUCGGUGGAGGGCCGGUGACCUUCCAGCAUCCCACCCCCCAUUUCGAUGCCUAA
This is a messenger RNA of Aspergillus uvarum CBS 121591, 693 nucleotides long. RefSeq names its product Kelch repeat-containing protein. Gene Ontology annotation, molecular function: protein binding. The coding region runs from base 1 to 693 and encodes 230 amino acids. The record is from RefSeq and is a predicted model, not a curated record. NCBI's taxonomy places the organism in Eukaryota, Fungi, Ascomycota, Eurotiomycetes, Eurotiales, Aspergillaceae. The transcript is spliced from 2 exons.